Messenger RNA from Cooperia oncophora, 486 nucleotides. Lineage: Eukaryota; Metazoa; Nematoda; Chromadorea; Rhabditida; Trichostrongylidae. The record is from the annotation of a GenBank genome assembly.
AUGCGUAGUCUUGCCAGUUCUAAGCUCGAGGGAGGCUUGCAAGCAUUGGAGGUCUGUAACGCGUUCAAGCCAAUCUCACUUAGCACUACUGCAGUACCUGCUCCACCGACAAUAGCUCCAACGACAUAUUGCAACGGAGUGCUGAAAAGAGAUAUCGUACUGCUUGUGGACACCCUCGCUUCACCUGCGAAUGAUGACAAGAGUGCUGCGCUCGAGAGACUCAGAGACGCCCUUGCCACUGGUAUCCCUUUCGGAACGGGUGUUCGUAUAGCAAUCGUCACCUUGGACAGUGCUGGUGAGCAAUCAGCGAUUUUGUCUCCUGAUGCAACGGCAUUCAACGCAGCAUGGAACGCGAAGCUUGUCUCCCAGUCAUUCACAGCUACAGCGACCUCCAUCGACGUCCAACCUGCUUACGGAGUCGUAGCGUCAAUGCUCACACAGCAAACUCCUUUGGAAGCCAUUCUCGUGUCUGAUCAUCCUGUGUGA